Phyllopteryx taeniolatus (common seadragon) is the source of this 2873-nucleotide messenger RNA. RefSeq names its product SH3-domain binding protein 1 (gene sh3bp1). NCBI's taxonomy places the organism in Eukaryota, Metazoa, Chordata, Actinopteri, Syngnathiformes, Syngnathidae. Gene Ontology annotation, cellular component: cytosol; cytoplasm; intracellular anatomical structure. The record is from RefSeq and is a predicted model, not a curated record. Gene Ontology annotation, molecular function: GTPase activator activity; protein binding. The coding region runs from base 332 to 2398 and encodes 688 amino acids. The transcript is spliced from 18 exons. Gene Ontology annotation, biological process: regulation of actin cytoskeleton organization; positive regulation of GTPase activity; regulation of Rac protein signal transduction.
AAGUCGUCAGUCAUAAAUACUCAUGCAAUACAUAAUGUAAAGAAGUUUUUGUACUUUGUUACUUUCCUGCCACCGCAAGAACACGGCGACGCAAUCUAGUUGAAAGCAAGUGUAACCUUUUACAAUUCAAAUGAGAGAAGAGGAGGAAAAAAAACAACAAAACAAAAAUCCGGCUCUUCCCGCUCACAUUGCAUCCGUGCAACUUCCUCAUUAAGCGUUUCAGAGCUCGAGGGAGCACAUCUGAAACGAGAACUAAAAGAGAAAAAGGCAGAAGCACGCCAUAAAGUAGCAUUGUAGUAGGUCAGCCACUGCGGUGGAGACUGCAGCCACCAUGCUCCGACAGUCUCUGAGCAUUCUCAAGCAGCUUGGAUCUUCGGGAAAGUCGCAAGAUGUCAGCGAGCUUCUACACGCGGACCUGGUUGUGGUGGAGCAGCGGGUGGAGCCAGCCAAGAGAGCAGCACAGAUGCUCCACAAGAAGCUGCAAGGCUGCAUGCAGAGUCAGACAGGGCCAGAUGCUGAAAGACGGAUGAAGAAGCUGCCUCUCAUGCUGCUGUCAAUCAGCAUGGCGGAAAGCUUCAAAGACUUUGAUGCUGACUCCUCCAUCAGGAAGGUGCUGGAGAUGUGUUGUUUCAUGGAGAAGAAGUUGGCCAGCCUGCUGGCAGACUUUGAGAUCAAAGUGGAGAAGGAAGUUUUGGAGCCACUGAAUAAACUUGGCGAGGAAGAAUUGCCAGAGGUUCUCAAAAACAAGAAGCACUUUGCAAAGCUUCAUACAGACUGGAACAAUGCUCGUCUCAGGAGCCAGGGCAGCACCGGUCCACAGGCCAAGCAGGACGGUCUCAAGGAGGAGGAAGAAGAAGCUCUGAGGAAGUUGGAGAUUAUCAAGAAUCAGUAUUCAGCAGACCUGUAUCACUUUGCGACCAAAGAAGACGACUACGCAAGCUACUUCAUUCGCCUUUUGGAGCUGCAAGCAGAAUACCACAAAAAUUCACACGAGUUCCUGGAUAAAAAUAUAAACGAACUCAAGGAGAAUCACAGCCAGAAAGGGCCACCAGCAAACCCCUUCGGACCGAAGGUUUUCGGCGAGCCUCUUGCCUCUCAUCUGCUUCAGAGCAACCGGGAAAUCGCAGCACCCAUUCAAGAAUGUGUUCACAUGCUGCUCAGAACAGGGAUGAGAGAAGAGGGUCUGUUUCGUCUCACGGCGGCCGCCUCAGUGGUGAAGAGGCUCAAGACUUGCAUGGAUCAGGGGACGGUCGAUCACAGUGAGUUCCGCAUGGACCCUCACGCUGUGGCCGGAGCUCUGAAGUGUUACCUGCGAGAACUUCCUGAACCACUACUGACCUUUGAACUGUACAAAGACUGGUUCAAAGCAGCCGGUGAAAAAGACUGUACAGAAAAGCUGGAGCAGUUCCGAAUACUACUGAAGAAACUACCGCCUGAAAACUACAACAACCUCAGGUACCUAGUUCAGUUCUUGUCGCUGCUGUCCGAGCACCAGGCUGCAAACAAGAUGACGCCCGGUAACAUUGCCAUCGUCCUGGGGCCCAACCUCCUCUGGCCACAAGCCGAGGGGGAGAUCACUCUGGUUGACAUGGCGUCCGCCUCCUCGGUGCAGGUGGUGACAGUUAUUGAGCCUCUCAUUCAAUACAGCGCCGUGCUCUUCCCUGAAGAGAUAUCCUUUGAGAUUCCGGGGCUUCCCAAGGUCCAAGAUGACCGGUCUAAGAUCUCAGAACAAGCGCCACUGAGCAGAAGAGUCUCCACUUCCUCCACAGCCUCCUCCUCUUCAAUUUAUCAUCUCCCUUGCUCCAAGACAAGCAGUGUAUCCUCUGAGGAUAGCGUCAGUGUCACCGCCGUGAAAUCCGAGAGACGCCAAGCGUGGGCUGCUUCUGGACACGAGGCCGCAACCACGACCCAAAAAGACACGGCGACACUCAGCAGCUCACCCACCGCAAGAACCAGCUUGCUGCCAAUCCAGAACCCGAUCCCACAUCCCAGAACCGCAGGGUCCAACCCAGGACACAGCAGGGACCCCGUCCAGAAGCAGUGCUCGGAGCAGUUGGAGCCCAUUUCGGAGCCCCCUCCCGUCUCACCGAAAGCAGUUGUGACGAUCAGCACACCAAACAAACCAAAGAGGAGCAUCAGUGUGAGAAAAGCCAAUGAAACUAGCGAGCCGUUGACAGUUCACUACAGCAAGACCAAAGCGCCGGUGCCGCCAAAGCCGCGGGCCCCUCCGGCACCCGCAGCGACAGACGGGAACCAGGUGACACGUCCGCCACCUCCAACUCGGCCGGUUGGUCUCAAAAAGCCGCCGAUUAAAAAGUCUGGACUUAAAGCCCCCAGUUGCCCUCCGCCGCUUCCGCCAGCGUUACUGUCCAAACAGGCUCCUUCAAUAGCACAGUAAGAUGAGAGCCACACUAUAUGGACUAAAGCUUUGACACAUAGUCAAUAUUUAAUUGGCAUAAAUCCUCAUACCAAGACAUUGUGAACAAUUCUAUGCUUCCGACUCAUGGAAACACUUGCCCUUUCAUGUAAGCUCCAUCAAGGCAAUGUUGGCUUAGUGUGGAAGAACAUGAUAAACCUCAACCCCACCAAACACCUUUUGGUAUGAGCUCAGGACCAACAUGAUCUCACGGGUCUUCUUCUGGAUAAAUGGACAAACAUUAACUUUUAUAUUAACUUCCAUUCCAUUCCAAUAGGAAGGUGUAAUGAUUAAGAGACCCAAUACUUUUGUCCACAGUGUGUGUUUGCGUAAUGUAAGCUUAGCUUGCUUGCCAUUUGUCCAAAUUCUUUCACUGAAAAACUGUAUUUAUUUUUCACCCACUGCAGUCAUUUAUUUCCAGAGAGCAAAUAAAACCACACGUGUAAGAUAAACGUCA